AUGUGUGUGUGGGUGGGUGGGUGUUCAGGGUGCAAUUGGAAUGUGCAUAAAUCUUGCCGUGCCAAGAUACCCGACAACUGCGUGCACCGGUCUGUGCCUUCAGGAGAAGCCGAUGAAGCAGGUGGCAAGAAAAAAGGCGGCAGUCUACAGCUAGUUGGACCCACAGCCGUACGCAGGGCGUCACGUAGAGCAUCUCGCCGUAUCCAGGGGUCAAGUAGCGGUAACUCUAUCAAUGGCGUUGUAUUGUUGCACGUACUGUAUACCCAGCCUCCACUGCGCGGCAUUCCAGGCAUAGGGAUGAUUCUCACCGAGUGCAAUGAGUGGGAACCCGAGCUUCGUCGCCUGCAUUCGCUGGGGCUGGGUGGCGACAUACAGGUGAACUGCCAAUUAUUAGCGGAAAACGAUGGAGAUCCGUUGGCUGUGGCCAAAGUAUUGUCUGCCGUAUAACUCGGCCUACUACUUCCAAGGAAAACAAAUGGUAGUAGCCUCGCUAUGGAUUAUGAGUCCUAUGGCGAGCCCUGGAUAGGCGAGACAUUGAUAUUAAGACGAGCAUACCUGGAAUGUGAAUGUUAGUUUAAAAGCACUACAUGCGUGAAACUUUAAGGUCAAGGAAUAAAAGUUGGUUUAUAUGCCCUAUAUACGC
Sphaeroforma arctica JP610 is the source of this 643-nucleotide messenger RNA. RefSeq lists its product as hypothetical. Bases 1 to 447 code for a protein of 148 amino acids. The transcript has 4 exons. The record is from RefSeq and is a predicted model, not a curated record. NCBI's taxonomy places the organism in Eukaryota, Ichthyosporea, Ichthyophonida.